This is a messenger RNA of Oncorhynchus masou masou (cherry salmon), 3609 nucleotides long. RefSeq names its product zinc finger protein 883-like. Lineage: Eukaryota; Metazoa; Chordata; Actinopteri; Salmoniformes; Salmonidae. The coding region runs from base 228 to 1847 and encodes 539 amino acids. The transcript has 2 exons. The record is from RefSeq and is a predicted model, not a curated record. Gene Ontology annotation, biological process: regulation of transcription by RNA polymerase II. Gene Ontology annotation, molecular function: RNA polymerase II cis-regulatory region sequence-specific DNA binding; DNA-binding transcription factor activity, RNA polymerase II-specific.
ACCACCUCGGUGUCUUGCUAGGCAACAAAGCUGAAACAUUGGUGCUCUUCAGACGCUUUCGGUGAUUAUUAGCCACUGUGUUUUAAACGAAUUUUUUAUCGUCUAGUUAGUUACUACCCCUUUCGUUUAAAUAUUCCGUUGUUAGUCAUCUAGCUAGCUGGUUAAGUUAGGACGAGUAUUAGAUUAGUUGCUAAUGCUAACUAGCUAGCAAGUUAGCAUCCCCGACCAUGAGCUCACUAAGCUACUCCACCCAUGAGGAGGUCUGCUGGACGGAGAAAGAAGCUCUCGUCAAAGAGGAGGAGGAAGAGAAAGAUGUUACAAUACAAAAACAAAUAGAGGGUGAGACUGGUACUGUGAAAGAAGAAGAGAAAGACGUUUCAGUGAAAGAAGAGGAAGACUCGUUCAGAGUGAAAGAGGAGGAGGAUGUUACAGUAAAAGAAGAGAAGGAAGAGAGAGAGGAGGAUGCAGUUUUUGGAGUGAAAGAGGAGGAGGAUGUGACAGUAAAAGAAGAGGAGGAAGAGAGAGAGGAGGAUGCAGUUUUUGGAGUGAAAGAGGAGGAGGAUGUGACAGUAAAAGAGGAGGAUGUAACUGAAGAGAUGGAGAAUGCCGUUUUUGGAAUGAAGAAGGAUGAGGGGGAGGUGACUGUGAAGGAAGAGGAGGAAGACUAUGCCCUUUUUGAAAAGAAGGAGGUGGAGGUGACUGCUACUGUGAAGGAAGAGGAAGAAGCUUUCAGUGUAAAAGAGGAGGAGGAUGUUACUCCGAAGGAGGAGAAAGAGGAGAAUCCCGUUUUUGGAAUGAAGGAGGAGGGGGAGAUUACUGUCUCAUUGGAGGAGGAGGAGGAGGAGGAAGAAGAAGAGACAACAGGAGAUCUGAAUAACGACGGAGAGAGACCAGUCUGUCACUCUGACAGCAGUAAGAGUCCUUCAGAGGAACCAGACCCAGAGACUCCCAAACCAGUGAGACGACUCAACUGCUCCCAGUGUAAUAAGAGUUUCAAGUUGUCAUGGAACCUGAAAGAGCAUGAGAGGGCACACACAGGAGACAAGCCUUUCCACUGCUCCCAGUGUGGAAAGAGGUUUCCACGAUCACAGAACCUAAAAAUACAUCAGAGGACACACACAGGAGAAAAGCCUUUUCUCUGCUCCCAGUGUGGAAAGUGUUUUACCCAGUUAUGGAGCCUGAACAAACAUAAUCGAAUACACACAGGAGAAAAGCCUUACCAUUGUUCCCAUUGCGGAAAGAAAUUUAGGUUGUUAGAUAAGCUGAAGGAGCAUGAGAGGACACACACAGGAGAGAAACCUUACCAUUGCUCCCUGUGUGAAAAGAGUUUUACCCAAUUAGCUUACCGAAAAGAGCACGAAAGGAAACACACUGAAGAAAAGACUUACCAAUGCUCCCAGUGUGAAAAGAGAUUUUCACGAUCACAGGAACUAAAUUCACAUGAGAGGACACACACAGGGGAGAAGCUUCAUCACUGCUCUCAUUGUGAAAAGUGUUUUACACAGUUAGGGAGCCUGAACAAACAUAAUAGAAUACACACAGGAGAAAAGCCUUACUCCUGUGCCCAUUGUGGAAAGAGAUUUUCUAGAUCACAGGACCAAAAAGCACACGAGAGGACACACACAGGGGAGAAACCUUACCAUUGCUCCCUAUGCGGAAAGGAUUUUACCCAUUUAGGGAGCCUGAACAAACAUAAGAAGAGAAUACACUCUGGAGUGAAGCCUUACUCAUGUUCCCAUUGCCUAAUGAAUUUCAGGUUGUUAAAUAACCUUAAGGAGCAUGAGAGGACACACACAUCUUACCAUGGUCGCAGUGGAAAAGAUUUGACCAAUUUAGGGAAACUAUAAGAUCAUGAGAGGACACAUGGGAGAAAUCACCCAGUUGUUCCCAGUGUGGAAAGAGUUUUACCUAGUUAGGGAGCCUGAAAAGGAACAUACACACACAGGGGAGGAAAAGCUCACAGUUUGGAAAGAGUUUUAAUUAGGGAACCUAAUUGUGGAAAGACAUUUUCCCAGAGGACCUGAAAUCACAUGAUAGAAUAGACAGGCUGUGUUCUGACUGAUGUUUGACUGUUGUUUUAUGCCACAUUAAAUCAUAUUGUUUAUAUGAAAUCUUAAUCAACAAGCCUGUUUUAGUUUUUUCCUCUAGAUACAUGAUUAUGUCUAAAAUCAGAUUACAAUUUUAAAAAUGUUUUUGUUAUUGUUUUUUUAUUCUACACUUUGAUAGAUUGGACCCUUAGAUGUUAAUGACAUGAUUUAGAUAUUUUAAAAUGUAAAUUAUUAGUUGCACAUUGUGUGUAUUUCUUGAUUCUAACCUUAAAACCUCAAGAAACGUAGUUGUUUUGGUUUCAUUUAGUUAACUUGUGUUCUAGUCUCCAAGCUAAAGAUGUAUGAAACUGUGGUGAUAUUCUGAGAACGUAGUUGUUUUGGUUUCAAUUAGUUAAUUUGUGUUCUAGUCUCCAAGCUAAAGAUGUAUGAAACUGUGGUGAUAUUCUGAGAACGUAGUUGUUUUGGUUUCAUUUAGUUAACUUGUGUUCUAGUCUCCAAGCUAAAGAUGUAUGAAACUGUAGUGAUUUUCUGAUGACGUAGUUGUUUUGGUUUCAUUUAGUUAACUUGUGUUCUAGUCUCCAAGCUAAAGAUGUGAUGAUGUUGUAAACAUGAAGAACACUCACUUCCUCAUGAAUGUUCCCGUCAGUAUUAUUCCACCCUGUUAGAGAGAACACAGGUGCUGAUUGUUAAACACAUUUGAUCAAUGCAACAUUUUUAUCUGAAAUAAAAUUAAAUAGAUAUUUUUUUUACUGUGUUAGCCACUAGUGGAGAUUGAUUUAUGUACAUCUAUGUACUUACAGAAAUGAGCUCUUCUGAGUAUUGAAAUUUUAAUUUUGUAAUACAGUUAUGUUUAUCCCCGUUUCGUAACGUUUUUCAACAGAAUCAUUGGGAUAAACACACCUCUGAUCAACCGCACACACAGUUCACUUUCAUAGCAGCCACAUACAAGCAACACGACCCCUUUUCUCAUGGUAUAAUUCUUACUCCCAUCUACGCGCUCUCCACUUCUCACCUUUUCCCUUCAUUUGUGGACUUCAGUGCACAUCAGCUCUAUGUGAUCAGGAGAAAAAAACCUUUCCAAGCCAAACCACAUCAUAACCGCUACACACAGCCUAUAUCAUUGUCACCAUAAUAGCUAAAGUAACGUUGUAGUCAACAAAGCUAAUAAGACUAACACGUUAGUAAACCUGCUACAAUCAUGCAGUAGCUUUAUAGGGCAAUAAAUGAGUAAAACCAAAAGCUUACCUUGACUUGGAAGAGUUCCAGUGUUGGAUAGCCAGCUAGCUAACUUAGCAUCCCUCUCUGUUGGAUAGCCAGCUAGUUAACUUAGCAUCCCUCUCUGUUGGAUAGCCAGCUAGCUAACUUAGCAUCCCUCUCUGUUGGAUAGCCAGCUAGCUAACUUAGCAUCCCUCUCUGUUUGAGCCGGGUGUCUGAGUAGGCUAAACUAGUAGGCUAAACUAGCUAGCUGCAUUCGCUAUUAAGUGAAAGUAAAAAACAUACUAUGAAAUAUAGCUAGUUUUCGCUUCUCCUUAAUUUUUGAAUAAAUUAUUUGUUAAACAUU